GCCACCUUGAGCUACCCCUGUCGCAUACGUCAUACCUUGCACUAGCAUCCACAAGUGGACCAAGCAGGGAUAUGCUUCCAUGCAAGAGCGGGAGAUAAGCUUUGGGUGUGCUGUCGGCCUUUUCCGGUUACAUCAUAGUCAUGACCUGAACGCGCGUUGUUGCAGGAUCCGACAGGAUCCGGAAUCUAUCUACUUGACUGUUCUUUACAUAAGAGCCAUUUUACUAAUUCUUCAAAUUUAUAUCAGCCUAGUUACGAGGUUUUUGGUUUGCAAUUUGAACGUGAACCCUAUCAGCAAUUUGCUGCAGCAGCAAGAGUCGCACCCAAACAAUCUACCCAGCCUUCUAUUACAAAAGCUGCUUCAAAGAAGGAGUCUUCAAAGAAGACUCAAGUUUCACGAAAGAAUACUGUUAAAUCUACUACUAAGAAAGACAGCACCUCCACAGACCCCAAGUCAGAGACAGAGACCCCAAGUCCAAAGCUUAAACCUAAGCUUCUUGCACAUUUCACUAUCAAAAAGUUCAAGCUUCGUGUCCGAACUGCCUUCUCCCGCACUCGUGCCUAUCUGAAGAAGAUGUCUGAACGACCUCUCGAAGCAAUCAAGCGAGCCACAAGGGCCGCCGACCGUGCCCCUCAUCUUCGCAAGAAGAACCGCACCGGUGCAGACCUCGUCGAUUCUCUUGACACUACCGGAUUCGGCGGAAUCUACCACCACGAUGGCCCUUAUGACGCCACGCUUGCCUCCCGAAACCGUGAUAAGCGAUACGCUCCCGUCGAAGCUGUCAAGUACGGAAACAUGCAAGCUCUCAAAGCCACGCCCCGUGAGAAUCUCGUCGACUCCCUAGAGCGCCAUGUCCCCCUACAGGGCACAGCCACAAUUCCACCCGGUGAACCCGACUACAGCGGUCGCAUCAUGCACUACGAAGAGGGUGCCGAUCUCAUGCGUGAGGAAGACGCUCCGGGUGGCCCAUACAAGCGAUGGGAUCACAUCAAGUACCACCCCGACGAUCUCAAGGGCAAGGGCGAGCCCGCAUACACCAUGGAGGAAAACCUCAAGCGCAAGAAGCAUCUACAACGUAAAUCGCUCGGUCAACCCGGCAGCGCCUUCGAGAUGCAGCCCACAGGCCGCAGCACUGCGAUGGCCGGCAAGGGCGGUGAUGCCACUGCUGUUGUCCGACCUCGAAGCGCAAGCGCUAGUUUCGAAUCAGCAGCAGGACCCUCCUCUAGUAGCCCCAGAGGGAAGCGACUUAGCGACGGCAUUAAACGCCGCAUUGGCAGCAUUCGACGCAAGCACGACGACAUCUAGUUGCCCUAUCCUUAUCCUAGUUUGAUCAUUAUUUGGUCUAGGGCUGUCGCCGAGACGAGCCACACCCAUAGGUACCUAUUCACAGGCUGAACCUGCGAUCGGAAGGAUUUCUUAUGCCAUUGAUUGAUUUGGUUUCUUGCGGCAUUACUAUAGGGUCCCUACACGACUCGAAGGACCAACUAGCAACAGUGAUUAGUUGUCCACUGCGGCAUUUCAGGGGUUGUUUUAAGGGGAAACUACGGAAAGGUUACCUACGUCUGGAUUUCACUGGUACUGGCAUCUGGGCCUCAGGGGAAUAUGAACGGCGGACUAUAAAGUUGGCUUGGCUUGUUUGGUUUGUUUUGUUUUUUCUUUUCUUUAAGCAUAGCAAGGCAGAAGAAAUGCGGAAUGAUUACGAUUUGGCAGAUACGCAUGCGGGUUAGGACGAGGACCGACUAGGUUAGCAGAAUGAAUGAUUUCAACGGAGAAGGACGUUUGAAUUAGUUAUACGAACCCUUCAAGGGCAACCAAUUCAAAAGCUACCUAUUUCUGAUGCAAA
Messenger RNA from Daldinia vernicosa, 1843 nucleotides. RefSeq lists its product as uncharacterized. The transcript has 2 exons. Bases 574 to 1305 code for a protein of 243 amino acids. NCBI's taxonomy places the organism in Eukaryota, Fungi, Ascomycota, Sordariomycetes, Xylariales, Hypoxylaceae. The record is from RefSeq and is a predicted model, not a curated record. Gene Ontology annotation, cellular component: cytoplasm.